Messenger RNA from Penicillium cataractarum, 1290 nucleotides. RefSeq lists its product as uncharacterized. Lineage: Eukaryota; Fungi; Ascomycota; Eurotiomycetes; Eurotiales; Aspergillaceae. The record is from RefSeq and is a predicted model, not a curated record. The transcript has 2 exons. The coding region runs from base 1 to 1290 and encodes 429 amino acids.
AUGGCGAGGGCGACCGAGGCACAACCAUCAAUAUUGAAGAAGUUAUUCCGGGGUAUCGCAGUAGAGCACGGGGCAGCUCAAAAUCACUCUUCGCCCCAUUUCUUCCUCCUUUUGACCCUCUCCAAAUCCUCCAUCGACUGUAUCUCCUGUCUUCGAAUCGGUACCAAACCCCCACGAACGUUUGAGGAAUUUGAGAGAACGCUGGGUCGGAUAUCCUCAUCUGAGAAGAUCGACUUGGUUCAUAUUGAUCUUCAUGGAAGCUUUGACCGUGACAAAGGAUCGGUUUUAGAAUUCUUUGACAAGUUUUCGAAGCACCGCAGAGCCUACGCCGCUUCCACUGUUGCCGAGGUCCUACAAAGAAACGGUGUUCAAUGGGCCGUGCUAUGUGCCUGCCGUACUGCACAAACUUCCUCAACGUUCAGUCACCUUGCCCUCGAAUUUUUGAAUCACGGAAUCACCGGCGUUUUUGCAAUGAGAUAUGAAUUGAAAGCUGCCGCCGCCAAAAUUUUAACAUUCUCAUUUUACGAGGCACUUUGUCAGAAUGGGAAAACUUUUAUCGAGUCAGGGUAUACCGCUCGUCGCGCUAUGCAAGCAAGUGCUUCGCGGCCUGCUAGAUUUGCAGAAAUAUUCGAGGUGCAAGACUCUCUGGUCCCUGCGAUAUACACGAUUGACGGAAGGGACUUUCGUUUGGGAGGAUCUACAUCAGUGGAUAGCGCUGCGGCCAGCUCAUUUACAAGAUCUCCCUCAAUGCCCGAAAUGAUUGGCAGAGAAGAUGACAUUCGCCGUUCAAGCUCUUUGAUGAGGGAGGAGAAGUCAUUUUUGAAUGUCGUCAGCGAUGUCGGCAAUGGAAAAUCCAUUCUGAUGGAACACUUGGCUUGGUGGUGGAAGGAGAUAAAGCUCUUCUCUCGCAUCGCUUACGUCAAUAUAUCCCUUAAGCGCGACAGUGACAGUGCCUUGGGUUGUCUGGCUAUGGCUAAAUGCAUAUGGCAUUCUGUUGCCAAAAGCGGGACCCCGAGUCCUUCUUGUUCAGAUCCUAUGAGAUUUCUGGUUCAGGCCAUGGAAAGCUCGAAGGGCCAGGACCUCAUCGUCCUACUAGACGGAAUCGACGAAGUCUAUCCCUAUUUAUCCAACAACUGUUGUGAUGAUACUUCUCAAAGCUGGACCGAAUUCUUUCGUGUGGCCAAAAUUCUGUCUACCACUGGGUUCAAAUUGGUAGUAACAUCGUCUGCACCCUUGCAAUUUCUCGCCGAUGAGAUGAGCGAUUUUUUGCUGAACUUAGCACCCGCAUGA